CGAUAACUGCAUAUAUACUUCCCUUUAUGCUCCUCCACUCAAACAUCGAUUUGCUUGCACCCUUGGAUCUUCUGCUUCAUCUUUAUCUUCAUCUUCAUCAUAGUAAUUAUUGGAAAUGGGAAGAUCUCCCUGCUGUGAAAAGGCACACACAAAUAAAGGGGCAUGGACUAAAGAAGAGGAUGACAGGCUUAUUGCCCACAUUCAAGCCCAUGGUGAAGGCUGCUGGAGGUCCCUCCCCAAGGCAGCAGGGCUUCUGAGAUGUGGGAAGAGUUGCAGACUAAGGUGGAUUAAUUAUUUGCGCCCAGAUCUCAAGCGGGGAAACUUUUCUGAUGAAGAAGAUGAACUCAUCAUAAAACUCCAUGCCCUCCUGGGAAACAAAUGGUCUCUGAUAGCAGGCAGAUUGCCAGGAAGAACGGACAAUGAAAUAAAGAACUACUGGAACACCCACAUCAAGAGAAAACUGUUUAGCCGGGGGAUCGAUCCAAGCUCCCACCGCCCAAUUAACUCCCUGAAUAACAAGAGCAGCAGCAGUAACAGUCGGUCAUUAAAGCAGGAAAUUCAUAUGGCAGAUUUCUUCCAAUAUGACCACUCGGAAGUGACCAGCUGUUUUGAACGCGUGGCUUCAGAUGCAGGCAGUAGAAGCGAAGAGAGGGCUGACAUUAAUCUGGAUUUGUCUAUUAGUUUGCCUUGUUCUUCUCCUCCUGAUGACAAUAAAAACAACGAUAGAAAAGCAGCCAUUGAUUCCAAAGAGAUUAUUUCGAAUUCUACGGCUGGUAAAAUGUGCUGCCACGUGGGUUUACCAGUGAAUUACGCCGCCUGUUGCGAGAACAGAUACAACGGAGAAAAUGGCGGUUUACAGCGGGGCAUCACUUGUGAUCACAGGCUAGGAUUAGACUUAUGACACCCCCAUUUUGUCAUUAAUUAAUGGCUGCAAUGGCUCCAACACCAAGUGAAUAUUAUAUGUAGAAUAAGCGGAAAAACAUGGAAGUGUUUGUUGCUGUAGAUAAGCAUUUUGUUGCCCCUGAUUUGUGGCUUAAUUAAUGUGUAUAUUCGAAUUUGAUUUCUUAAAAAAAAAAUAGUGAUGGUUUCAAACUU
Cryptomeria japonica (Japanese cedar) is the source of this 1095-nucleotide messenger RNA. Its product is annotated as myb-related protein 308. The transcript is spliced from 3 exons. The coding region runs from base 116 to 901 and encodes 261 amino acids. NCBI's taxonomy places the organism in Eukaryota, Viridiplantae, Streptophyta, Pinopsida, Cupressales, Cupressaceae. The record is from RefSeq and is a predicted model, not a curated record.